Molecule: messenger RNA, 2725 nt
Organism: Chenopodium quinoa (quinoa)
Lineage: Eukaryota; Viridiplantae; Streptophyta; Magnoliopsida; Caryophyllales; Amaranthaceae
Product: CBS domain-containing protein CBSCBSPB1-like
Exons: 15
Coding region: 707-2311 (534 amino acids)
Molecular function (GO): protein binding
Source: RefSeq, a predicted model, not a curated record
AAAAAAAUUGUAAAAAGUCAAUAGUGGAAGAAUGGGAGGAUAUUGUAAAAGUUUUCCAAAAAAAAGGAAGUUAAGCAAGUAUUUAAAAACAGCCAGAAAAGGAAAGUGAAGCAGGUAUUUAAAAAUGAAGAGAAUAUUACUCUCUCUCCUCCUAAUCUUCCACUACUUUUGCUUCUAACAAUUUUUUAUUUUUUCAACUACCCACUACCUCUAUAUUUUAUUACUUUCUCGAAUUUCUUCUAAAACUUCACGUAUGGAGAAAUUGAGCAAAUAUUUUAAAACGGAUAAAAUGUUUUAUACCCAAAAAAAAAAAAGUAACGUGCCGGCUUGCCAUACGCUAAGUAUUCGAAUUUGGAACAAUCUGCAAAAAUUUCGAGUCCCUUUCCCUAAAAAAAAACUAAAAAGUGCAAAACUUUGUUAUAACAAUCAAUUUAUCAGAUUCCCAUAAAAUUCAAACAUUUCUCCAAAUUAUUCGGCCUUUUUUUUUUUUUUUUUUUUCCCUCUUCCCUCCUGCACGUCGUCGGUCGGCAUCUUCUCCGGGACUUCUUUCGAACUUUCCCUACCUUUUGCCGGCCGCCGAUCAUCCGCUAUCUCUUUCUCUCUCCUCUCUGUUAUAGCCUGACUUCUUCGUUAUUCUUCAACCUGGUUGAUUUCCAAAUCCUUAGUUUUUUCGGAAUUUGUGUUUUUGGUGUUGAAUUGAAGGGGGAUGACAAGUCAAGGUAGGAAAAGUAUGUCAUCUUCACAUGCCAAGAACAAAGCAGCCGAAAAUGGUGGUCCCUCGGACCCUGUUCGAAAGCCUGCCCCUUCUCCACGCUCAAUGGGAUUGACUGGAGAACGUACAGUAAAACGCUUGCGACUAUCGAGAGCACUUACAGUUCCUGAAACUACAAGUGUUUAUGAUGCUUGUCGCCGGAUGGCUGCUCGCAGAUUAGAUGCCUUAUUGCUUACUGAUUCAAAUGCUUUACUCUGUGGAAUUCUUACAGACAAGGAUAUUGCAACAAGAGUUAUAGCUAAAGAACUAAAUCUUGAAGAGACGCCUGCUUCAAAAGUGAUGACCAGAAACCCUGAUUUUGUUCUUUCUGAAACUCUUGCUGUGGAUGCCUUACAAAAAAUGGUCCUAGGGAAAUUCAGACAUUUACCAGUUGUAGAAAAUGGAGAGGUUGUAGCUUUACUUGACAUAGCAAAGUGUUUAUAUGAUGCCAUUGCACGUAUGGAGAGGGCAGCUGAGAAGGGGAAGGCCAUUGUUGCAGCUGUUGAAGGUGUUGAGAAAAACUGGGGUUCAUCAGCUUCAGGCCCUAAUACAUUCAUCGACGCAUUGAGGGAUCGUAUAUUCAGGCCUUCAUUGUCUACAAUUCUGUCUGAGCAUUCAAAGCUCCUAACAGUAUCACCUACUGACACAGUCUUAGAAGCAGCAAAGAAGAUGCUUGAAUCUCAUUUAAGCUGUGCUAUUGUUACAGUAGAAAAUAAACCAAAGGGCAUCUUGACGUCCAAGGAUAUAUUAAUGCGGGUAAUUGCACAAAAUCUCCCUCCAGAUUCAACACUUGUGGAAAAGAUCAUGACACCUAAUCCAGAAUGUGCAACUGUUGAUACACCUAUAGUUGAUGCUUUGCACACAAUGCAUGAUGGGAAAUUCUUGCAUUUGCCAGUUGUGGAUAGAGAUGGGUAUGUUGUUGCUGUUGUUGAUGUGAUUCACAUCACCCAUGCUGCUGUUGCCACUGUUGGUAAUACUGGUGGAAUUAAUACUGAGGCUACUACCAAUAUGAUGCAAAAAUUUUGGGAUUCUGCCAUGCAAUUGGGACCUGCAGAUGAUGAUGAGGAUUCAAGGAGUGAGGGAUCCCUUAAAUUGGCAUCUGAAAGUGGCGAUACUACAAAAUCCUUUCUCACUUCAUCAGCUCAGCCAAAUAACUUUGCCUUCAAAAUUGAAGACAAGAGUGGCAGGAUGCACCGGUUUAUAUGUGAUACACGAAACUUGACUGAUCUCAUUACUUGUAUACUUCAAAGAGUGGGCGAUGAUAUUGAUCGCAACCGUCUUCCUCAGAUUUUGUAUGAAGAUGAAGACGGUGAUAAAGUUGUCCUUGCUUCAGACAGUGAUCUUGCUGCAGCUGUAGAUCAUGCUAGAUUAGCUGGAUGGAAGGGAUUAAAAUUACAUUUAGAUUACUCUGGAUUACGUCGUCGUAGACGCGCUUCUGGGGCAACGAGCCUGGAUUAUGCUCAGCCUGAUGCAUGGUCAUCUGCAUACAGUACAGUUGCAGCAGGUGCUGCAUUUGCUGCUGGAUUGGGUGUACUUGCUUAUUUGAGGAGAAAUGGCUAAUAGCACUAUGGCCUCGAUAUAUUUUACUUCAGCUGCAGGCAUGACAACAUUUCAUUGGCAGGAUACAUAUUUGUUGGUUGGCUUUGUGUUUAUUGAGGACCAAGGAGUGAGUUGUGCCAGCAGCCUCUUUUUGUAUAGAUCUAUAAAAAAAAAAAAGGAUGCCAAUGUGAAUUUUUGCUGGCUAACUGAGUGUUAGGCCAUGUGUGAUACACGAUUAUAUGUGUUGUUUCAUGGAAAGCUAUUAUUUCAUGAUUGAAUUCCUCAUAUUCAUGUAAUUUCUUGAUUCAUAAUAAACACCAAACCAGCUGACAAGAUGAUGAUGAAAAGAUUAUAUUUGAAUUGAUAGGCUUUUUAUUUGAAAUGCUGUUUAUGUUUGGUGUUCAAGCUUGAUUGUAAUGAGAAUUUACCCUUUCA